This is a messenger RNA of Sipha flava (yellow sugarcane aphid), 753 nucleotides long. RefSeq lists its product as uncharacterized. The coding region runs from base 1 to 753 and encodes 250 amino acids. The record is from RefSeq and is a predicted model, not a curated record. Lineage: Eukaryota; Metazoa; Arthropoda; Insecta; Hemiptera; Aphididae. The transcript has 2 exons.
AUGGCAAAAAAAGGUACUCCCCCGUGUGGUAAUUUUAAUCCAGUACUGAGCUCAGGCAAACUGACUCAACAACUGAUAGUUGAUUAUUAUUGUCGUAUUGAAGGUGAUAGAUCGAAAUAUAUUAGAAGUCAGCAAUCAAAAUUAAGAGAAGAAACAUAUUCUGGCUUAGCAGACGCUUUACGAGCAACGGCAAACGAAACCAAUAGCAUAGUAGGAAAAUUGGUCGUAUUGCCUUCUUCGUUUAUUGGAAGUCCUCGAAAUAUGGUACAGAAUUAUCAACACGCCAUGGCAAUAGUAAAGGAAUUCGGAAAACCAGAUUUAUUCAUUACAUUUACCUGUCAUGCUUCGUGGCCAGAGGUUAUUACAAAAUUUUUAGAUAGUUUACAUUUAAGCGAUUUACCUCCACACAGUUUGGUACUAAAGAAAGGUACUAUUGUAAUACUCUUGAGAAAUUUAAAUGUCAUCUACAAUCUAAUGAAUGGUACAAGAUUAAUUGUACGAAAUAUGUAUGAUCAUUCUUUAGACUUGGAAUCUAUAACUGGUAAAGGAACUGGUCAGCGUAUUUUAUUGCCUAGAAUUGAUUUGACCCCGUCAGAUUCAACUCUUCUCUAUUUAUUUACCAGACAUCAAUUUCCGAUAAGAAUAGCUUUUGCUAUUUUGUAUUGCUUGCUAGAUUGUAUUUACCCCAUUCUGUAUUUAGUCAUGGUCAACUUUAUGCUACCAUGUCCAGAGUUAGAUUUUUUGAAAAGUUAA